Molecule: messenger RNA, 1871 nt
Organism: Wallemia mellicola CBS 633.66
Lineage: Eukaryota; Fungi; Basidiomycota; Wallemiomycetes; Wallemiales; Wallemiaceae
Product: alpha/beta-hydrolase
Exons: 1
Coding region: 614-1363 (249 amino acids)
Molecular function (GO): hydrolase activity
Source: RefSeq, a predicted model, not a curated record
GUUAUUAUUUCGGAGAUUGCGUUUGACAUUUGUUAAAGCCUCACUACAAAACAGAAAUAAUGGCAUGUGCUUCCUCAGAAGUGAUUGAUUAGUCAUAUUAUUUCUUACCCACCUUCUUAGAAACAUCAUUUUCUAAUGUUGGAUUUGAAAAUGUAAACUUCUUGUCGACAUCAGACAUCAUUGCAUGAUAUUACUUUGAAAGUAUGUUCAUGUCUAGGAUGAUCCUGUUACAACCUUGUAUAGUCUUCAUUAUCUUCAUUAUUAUCAUUGUCAUAUUUUUAGCAUGUUCAUGUUCCUCCUGAUUGCUACAUCCUCACCUAACAAAUAACUGAGCUGUGCAUUCAUCACCUCUUUCCUACAUUCGAUUCCAACAUAGGUUUAUUGUCAUUUUAUUAAACUGGACGAGUUGAUUCCGGGUACUCAUUACGUAACGAUUAAGUAACAACAAAAUUGAGGGACAUAUAUUUUUAAGGAUCUGUACAUUAGUUACCGGUUCGCCCAUUUCAGGAGAGUAUCUCCAAUCUUUUCUCGGUCUCCGGUCAAUUUCUAAAAUUAUCUCAUAAAUCACUCUAGCUUAAUAAUAUUGUCCUUGAAUCUGAACUUUCACGUGAAAAUGGGUGAUUGUUGUAAACUUGUUGGAUCAUUCUCAAAAGGUACACCAAAGGGUAUCGAAUCAACUAUCGGUGAUUUAAAGACUUACAUUGCAUCACCAAGCCAUGCUCAAGGUGAUAUUGCAGUCUUGAUGAUUAGUGAUGUAUUCGGAUGGCAAUUCGUUAACAACAGAGUACUUGCUGAUACAUACGCUGAAGAAGCUGGUGUUAGAGUCUACCUUCCUGACUUCUUCGAUGGUGACCAUGCACCACACAACGAAGAACAAAGCAAGACAUUUGAUUUAGGCCAAUUCCUCGGAAAGCAUCAUCCACGCCAACAAAAGGAAGUUGCUGAUCGUGUCGCUAGAGCUAUCAAAUCUACUAGCAAAGUAAGAUGUUUGGUUGCCGGUGGUUACUGCUGGGGUGCACCAGCUGCACUCUCCCUUGGUCACGAAGGUGGUGCUGCUGAUGCUGUCUUCUUCGCUCACCCUUCAUUAACUGAAGACGAAGACUUUGAGGGUCUCACAAAGCCAGGUCUUUUCAUCUGUGCGGAACACGAUCACAUUUUCACAGACGAGAAGCAACAGAGUGCUAGAGCAAUCACAGCCAAAAAGGCUAAUCUCGAAGGGGACGCAAGGAUACCAUCAUCAUGGCACACUUACCUAGGUACCACCCAUGGUUUCAGUGUUCGCGGUGAUGAAAAUGACCCAUUCACUGCACGCGCUAUGAGGGAUGCUCAAAAGUUGGUUUGCAACUACUUCAAGAGUUUCUAAAGUCUGUUUUAAAUAAUAACGAUAUCUAUUAUUUCAUUUAAUUCUGCAGAGCGAUUAAAAAAUCAUAACAAUGUCCAUGUGUAUGCCUGUCUAUACAGACUUGGUAACGACAAGUCUGCGGGUUCUUCCAAGCCAUUCAAUCUGAUAUCGUAUUAGUUAAAGUGGUAGAUUUAUAGUCGUCACUCACGUCUGAAACUCUGUCCAUUGUCGUUUCAAGAUCCUGGUCGAAACCUUCUCGACUGACUACUUCUCUUGCAGCAGUUAACAAAACAUGCGAGUCCAUUCUAACAUUAUGAUUAACAUCCAUACUGACGAUGUUAAGUCUGUCGAGAGGCUCAAGGAAGUCUGUUCUUGUCAUGAGUUGUCUAGCUUUGUAGUAACUAACAUGUGGAGAUGCUGCAGGAUCAAUAGGAUCAGGGAGAUCUUCCUCGUCAUCUUCCUCUUCGUUUCCUGGUGUCUUCUGUCUAGCGAGGUAUUUUAACAAGCACCAACUGCAACUAGACCACUU